Molecule: messenger RNA, 7280 nt
Organism: Megalobrama amblycephala (Wuchang bream)
Lineage: Eukaryota; Metazoa; Chordata; Actinopteri; Cypriniformes; Xenocyprididae
Gene: smchd1
Product: structural maintenance of chromosomes flexible hinge domain containing 1
Exons: 49
Coding region: 241-6201 (1986 amino acids)
Biological process (GO): chromosome organization; double-strand break repair
Cellular component (GO): chromosome
Molecular function (GO): ATP binding; protein binding
Source: RefSeq, a predicted model, not a curated record
UAAAGAAGAAGUAACGAUGCUGCGGUGAGAAGGGAAUUUUGGCUGAUGUUCCUGGCGCGAAAUCUUUAAAUGUUCACUCUCCAUGAAAAUAACAAGUUACACAUGAUUAUUAGACUAAAUAUAUUAGCCUGGUGAACGACAGAGCAAAUCUAAAUUUCAAGAUAAACAUGUCAGCGGUGGAAGCGGUGAGUUCGGAUAUGUUUUAAUGAGUAUCUAUCACAGGUCGCUGGCUACGCAGUAAUGUGCGACGAAACGAACAUGACCGAGGCCGGAGCGGAGAGAGACCGGUCGAAAAAGCCAUCGAAAUCGGUGUGUGUGUAUGACUGCCGACCGGACAGCAGCGAUGCGCUGGCGCGGACACUAGACAUCGCGAACGUCGAUUACUGUGGCUUUCUACAGGCUCUGAAACAGUUGUUUUCACUGUCGACAAACGAGACUUUCGUUAUAAGCACGACGGACCGAAGAGAGAUUGACGAAGAACUUUACAAGGAGCUGGUCGAUGGGAAAACCUUGCACCUUUUGAAGUCUGUCAAUCAGGAGCUGUCUGUGGCGACUCAAGAGCGGAUUGAGUAUUUGCCGCACUACCAUACUCUAGUGCAAUGUGGCAUGUAUGAGUACUACGCUAGUGAAGGACAGAAGGCAUUGCCCUAUGCUUUUGCUGAGCUUAUUGAUAAUGCGCUGUCAGCCACAGCAAAAAACACUGGAAUCAGGAGAAUUGAAAUCAGAUUGCUGUUCGAUGAGUCUCAGGGAGGACCUGCUGUUGUGGUGAUGGAUAAUGGAUGUGGAAUGACUUCUAAACAGCUGAACAACUGGGCCGUUUACCGUCUGUCGAAGUUUAUAAGAGAAAAUGACAUGUUUCAUAGCGAAAAACCCGGUUAUGAGAGACCAAGUCCAGUUCCACGCAGUCUGAACAGUGACAUCUCAUAUUUUGGAGUCGGAGGCAAACAGGCUGUGUUUUACAUCGGCCAGUCUGUCAGAAUGAUCAGCAAACCUGCAGGCUCUCCAGAUGUUCAUGAAUUUGUCAUGUCUAAAGAAGACUUUGAGCGCAAGGAGUUAAACAGGGAAGACAUUUACUCUGGCUUCAUUAGAAACAGGAAGCCUGGGGAUUUCUCGCAUGUGAAUGUCAUUGAGGAGCAGUUUUUGCGGUCUAUUGUGAUUGAAGAAGAUGGAAAGGAGAGUUUCACUGCAGUUGUAAUCACUGGAAUCCAGCCAGAACACGUCGUCUACCUCAAACAGUAUUUCUCUCUGUGGACCAGAGAAUUGGCGCAUACUUACCAUUAUUAUAUACAUGGAAUUGAUGGAAACGACAAGAGAAAAAUGAGAAAAACUGACCAUUUCUCCAACAUUGACAUUCAGAUCAGUUUGUUUGAACGUUCCCCUCGAAUCCCCUCUGUGGUGAAUCUGAGGGAUGUGGAUAAUGACAUGCAGACUCUGUAUAUCAGCUCCAGUGCUUCUACUUUUGAAUUUAAAGCCACCGGCGCUAGAGAUUCCUUAGUGGAAGGAUUGAUCCGUUAUCACCCGUUCCUCUACGAUCGAGAAACAUAUCCAGUGGAUCCAUAUGCUGCCUCAGCAGGUCCUUUAGAGGAUGAAGAUGAAGAUUGUGUAGUUUUGAAUUCUGAAGGCCGUGGCAAACAACCGAUAUUUGAGUGCUUCUGGAAUGGGCGGCUCAUUCCCUAUACCUCUGUCUCAGAGUUUGAGUGGUGUAAAAGGCCUAAGAAACCAGGUGCUGUGCCGUCUGAGUGCUAUAACCGGAUUUCAGGAGUUCUCUUUGCCAAUGACCGGUUCCAAGUCAGCACCAACAAACUCACCUUUAUGGACCUGGAACUUCAGCUCCGUGACAAAGAGACCAUUUUUACCAGAGUGCACAAUGGCCAGGAGCAGCGAGUGAAGAUUGAGAGGGAGUUUACUAACUGGUUAAAAGAUUGUCAUGAGCGAUUUGAUAAGCAGGUGAUGUUUCAGGGAUUUCAGGGUGUGAUGACACGUGAAGAUGUGCCCAAACGGCUUCAAUCACCCUGGGCUAAAUUCCAAGCCAUUAAGUGGGACGGCAAGACUUACAAGAAAGGACAAUUUGUGAAGUCAGUGAAAACUCAGCCCAUCUUAUUUGGCUCUGUAGUUCAGUUCUUGCUUUACGGAGACUUUGAAGAUGAUGUGUACGCCACAGGAGGACAUGUCCUAAUUGCACUGGAACCGAAGGAUUUGUAUGAUGAGCAAAGAAUCAUUCCCAUCUUUAAGAUCGACAGACAAGCCACAGCCAAAGCCAUUAAGGAACACAUUGAGAAUGAGCUUGCAAAACUUCCAGAACGGUUGAAGGUUACGUGGCCUAAGGGAAACGAUUGGGCUGAGAAAGAUGCUCGUCCAGCUGGGACACCCUUUGGUCCGAUUAAGGUGGAUAUAUUGAACAAAAAUGGAGAGACGAUGUCUCGACUGCCUGUGGGCGGCAAUUCUAAGAAACUGUCGGUUGACCUGAAAAUCAUCUGGCACUCUCCUAAAGGAGAUGUCCAGAUUAACUCCUUCAUUGGUGUGCAUUCAGCCAAAUGGGAAUACUGGUUCAAGGCCAUGGAGAAUCUCACUAAGCUUGGGAUGUACACGCUGCAUCUGCAGGCUGUUCUGAGUGAUAGCCACUCCAGUGAAUGGGCUGGAAAAAGGCUACCCUAUUACACCCUCAAUUUCUCGAUUAAAGAAGGUGAAGCAGUAUCUUUUAUGCUAGACAUAAUUUCUGCUCCUGUCCAUGUGGGAGUUCCCUUCAAUAUUCCUCUAAACUUUAGGGAUGAGUUUGAAUAUCCCACCCAGCCACCCUGUGACAUUAAACCCCAGCUGGAAUGUAGUUCACUAAAGUUGAGUUAUGAAGGGAUCGUGUUCGGGACCACUUCUGUCAUCAGAAAUGUGAAGGUCAUGGGAAAGAUCAGUUUUCAAAGCAAGAUGUACACAUUGAAGGUGCUCAUCCCAGGGCUGAAGCAGAACAACCAAUCUCUUCAAAUUUUUCUGCAACCCGGCCCGCCGCACACUCUGCUAGUGUUUCCGGAUAAAGAUGUACACUCUGUUGAGAAUGGGACUCCAGCAAACUUUAGAGUGGAGGUUCAUGACGAAUACCAAAAUAUCACCACUCAUCCUAAACUCACAGUCCGCUGCCAGUUGCUGGGAGCCCCUGAUCUGCCCGUGGAUGUUGUGGACUGCAGUAACACUGGCUCUGGACUCAUGUUGACUAAACCACUAUUGCUGAAGACUGUAAACCCUGAACAAAUCUUUACUGCUAAGUUCAACAUUCCAAACAACAGAACAGUGGCGUGUGUGGAACGUCAGCUGCGCAUCUUGCCCAGCUCACGAAUAUCCCGUUUAGAGGUCUACAGACAGGAAGAGGGCUCUGAUGAUGUCAUGGUGAUACAAAAUUCAGAGCGCAUUGAUUGGACGGCAGGAGACACACUAGGAAGCCUUCACUUCAGACUGUACGAUGAGGGCAAUAGGCUGGUUUCCCUUCAGCCUAAACUUACCAGUAAGAUUAAGGUGAAUUGGACAGCAGAGUUAAACGCAGAAGAGCUUUCUCAGGGAAAACUGCCACAUUUAUGUGUCCCAUCUCUAGCACAGAGAGAGCAUUUCUGCAAUGUCUCUUUCCACGACCAGCACACAGUCAACAUGUCGUUCAUUAUUGUGCCUCGUCCAGAUGAGCCUGAGCGUUUGCGGGUCAACCUCAGUGAAUCGACUGUGAAAAUGGGCGAAAUUCUGUCAGGAAACAUAUAUGUGGAAGUGAUUGAUCAGUACGGGAAUAAAACAGACUGUCUAAAUGCUGAAAGUGUGAAGACUUUGAGUGUGUCUGCGGAUGACCUGGAUAAAGAAGUUCUGGCCAUAGAAUGGAAGGCCACUAUUGGAAGAUUGUCUGUAUCUGGUGUCCGGUUCAAGGCAGGAUCUCUUGGCCCAAAAGAGCUGUGCUUUAAGUAUCUGGACAUGAAGGAAUUUGUGCGAAUUGAAGUUACUGCUGGACCUCCAGCAAAGAUAAUUCUACUGGAUAAGCCAGAGAUACCUUUCCAGGUCAUCAAUGGCCAUGGCUUGGACACACCAUUGGUCAUGCAGUUGUGUGAUGAAUGGGGAAAUCCUUCACCAGACCAGCGUGUUGAGAUUGGAAUGAAGAAUCUGUCCUCACAGAUUAAGGUAAAGUCUUCAGUGAUGUCUCAGCCUGUAGAUUCAGAAGGAAAAGCUUGCUUCAUAUUAGAAAGAAUAAUUGGUGCAAAAGGGGAGCAUCAUUUGGAAUUCUUGGGAUCUUUUAGCAGGAAUGGUAUUCCUGGGCCAAUAAUAAGACUAAACGUGAUCCCUGAUCCCAACAAACCUGUUAAACUCUGUAUUGAAUAUGACAGCGCUGCCACUUUAUGUGCAGGAGGCGUCUUCCCAGUAUUUACAGUGGUUGUGAUGUCUGAAGAGGGUGGGCCGGUGAGAAACAUCAGCCCAGCAAAUCUAUCAAUGCUGCUCUGGAAAAGCACAGCAUCAGGGUCCUGUCCACCUGCUGAAGCCACUACUCUGAAGUGUAGUAAACGCAAGGACACUGAAAAGGACGAGUGCUUCUGCUUCAGGGAGAAGCAGAUUCCAGAGCUUGCAGGAAAGUAUGUAGUCCAGUUUGUUUUGGCUUUGGACAAAACCAAAUGUCUGUGGAGCAAACAGAUUGCACUAAACGUUGUUCCCAAUAAAGCAAUGAAAUUAGCCCCUGAGACUCCACCUUCAACUCCUGUUGUCUCCAAUAGUAACAUUCGGGCUAAUCGCACACUGCUGGACAGCUUGAAUCUGAAGAUCAUGGACCAGUACGAUAACGCUGCUGGUGAAGGUAUAGAUGGGAAAGUGGUGGUUACAGUUGAAGGCCCAGGAGACAUCGUGGUUCCUUUGUUUGAGAAUGGAGAUAAAAGUUUGUCAUAUAGCCUUACCAACGGGGAGACUCUUAUUACUGAUUUGGUUCUUUUGGAGAACAGUCCUGGUGUGGAUGGAGCUGAGUACAGACUCCAGUUUCUUCCUGAAAUUCAGCAGACCAGCGUUACCAUCGCUCCAUACAGCCUGCCUUUCAGAUUCUGCAAUGAUGCAGAAUAUCAGAAAGUCGUUGCGAGUCUCAGUAAGAAGAAAGAUAGCCUUUCCAGAACCAUUUUGAUGUACAAGGAAUUCUUUGAGACCAAUGAAGAACUGAAAUCUGAACUUCAACGUCAGGUGCAAGAUGCAACCCACAAACAAAAUGAGCUCAAACCAGAGCUCAUGAAAAGUGGCCUAGACAUCUCAGAACUAACCACUGAAUCAGCAAUAGAGAAAGUAAUAAAUGGCAAGAAAGCAAUUUUGACCAAGAUGGAGGUUCAGCCUAGACGAAAAUGCAGCAUUCCUGACCCUUUCAAAGGCAGUCCGCAUGUUCUGGGAAAGGUAGCUCAUCUGGCACAGGUGGAGGAUGAUGAUGCUGCAAAGGUUAUCUCUUGGCAUAUGCUGGGUGACAUGGACUGUGUGGUUACUGAAACAACAUCUGCUGCCAAGAAAAUCUAUGAUGAUACACAAGGACGACAACAAGUCAUACCCCUCGAGACGGUCUUCUGGAGACCAAAUGACAGGCCACUGCCUCACAUCAGGAAUGGCUCACCUCUCUUCCAUCCACCUGGUAAUCCUGUGUUUGUCAAAGAUCUGCUCAUUUUUCCUGAGCAUGCAGAAAGCUGCAAUAAAGUUUUUGCAACCCUUCUUGGAGACACCAUACUUAUUGAUGACUUGGAUUCUGCUAAUGAUUAUCGUCGAGAGGUGGUUCAGAAUAAAAUGCAGUGCCCCACGCUCCUAACGCGUCAAGGGGAGCGGAUACGCAGCAACGGGAAGUUUGGUGGUCUGCAGAACAAAGCGCCGUCCAUUGAAAAACUUCGAGGACAAGUGUUUGGAGCACCAUUACCCAAAGAGUACCACCAUAUAUACCAUCAGAUAGGUUUACUGCAGCAGUACUGUGUUGCAAUGAAGAAGGCCUCAGAUGUCCGGUCUGAGUAUAAUAGUCAUGUGGAGAACCUGCAGAGUCCUCAGAUGAAACAGAAACGACAUGAGCUCAACCAGCAAAGAGAAGAGUUAAAAGAACUUGAGAAAACCCUCGCCAGAACUCCUGAAAAAAUGUUGUAUGCUGCAAGAGUGAAGCGGAGCCUUGAGCCUGAAACGCCUGAGCCCUCAGUCCCUCCUAAACGGAUCCGUCGCAAAAGUUGCAAACUCGAUUCGUGAUGCAAUGUGAACUGACAGCUGAGGCAAUGCUUUUUGAGAUUAUUCAAAGAUUGUUUCAAGUUUUGAUCUUUGCAAAAGUUUUUUUUUUUUUUACUUUUCACUGUUUACACAUUGUUUUAAAUUUUUUGAUCUAAGCAGAAAGCAAAAAAGGUUAAUAUAUUUUGUAUCUUUCUUUGAGAAAAAAAAGUUUUUUUACAGUAACAUCAUGUCCUGUCAUCCUUUUUUGUUUGUUUUAUUCAACAAACCUUCCAGAAAUCGCAUUUUCACUAAAGCCAUUCAGAUGGGAUUUGUUUUCCUGAUCUUAUCUCAUGUCUGUAGUUUGGUUUUUGCACACACACGCACGCACACACAGCAUACACUCUAGCAUUUCAACACAUACUCCAUUUAAUGCCUAUAGAGUUCUGCACUGAUGACAUUUUUGUAGGCCAACCCGGAAGUUAGCAUCACCCAUGUUCCCUUGACAAAAACCCUUCUAUUGGCUUUUUGAUCAACUAAAGUUUAUGAUUCUCAAACUACACAGCGGUCGCAUGACUUCAACAUCACCACCAUUACGCUUCCGACAACUUGUUCUGUCUUUAAAAAACAUUUUCCCUGGAAGUUUGAGUUAAAUUAUAUCAUAAACACAAUGAGGCUGUGAAAGUGAACUAGAUGAGUUUACUUGUUCAGCAUGAUGAUGUUUAAUGUCACGACAAUCUCUUUAGUCCCAUUUAGGCACUUGUUAGCAACCGCCUUAUUCAGAGCAAGUAAAAGUGGAUUGAUGCUGCAUCUGAACAUGCCUUACUUCCGUACUAUAUAUUAUGCGAAGAGCAGUAUGUGAGUCUGUAUGUAUUCUUUUUGUAAUGCAUAUUAUAAUGUAUUAUAAUAGUUGUCUAUAUGUUGUACCUUUUUAAAGAGUGUUAGAGCCUACAUAAAUACACUUGAUUCACACCAAAAUGUGGGGUAACUUAUUGCCACUUAAAUAUGAAAUGGUCAUGUGGUGUCAAAUUAACUUAUAAAGUUACUUAUUACAGUAUUUCAAUUAAUGUAAUUUAUAUAUACAGGUGCAUCUCAAUAAAUUAGAAUGUCGUGGAAAAGUUUAU